AUGGCGGCGCAUGCCCCGCCUCGUGUCGCCAUGGCAACGCAGCGGGCCUGGGCGGGGCCUGGGGGUCCCCACGGCUAUGGCUCAGUGGCCCCCCUCUCGGCAACCGGCAAAGCCUUCUGCAUGGCCUACGCCGUGGUGGGCGUCCCCAUCACCAUGUUGACGCUGACGGCAGCCGUCCGACGGUUGACAGUGCCCUUGGUCCACCGUCCCCGGUUGUACCUACAGGUGCGAUGGGGCUACAGCCGGCGUGGGGCCGCCCACAUCCACUUCGUCUUCUUGGUGGGCAUCACCUCGGGGGUCUUGGUGCUUCUCCCCGCCACCGGGUUCUACGUCCUUGAAGGUACUUGGACCUACUUGGACGCCGUCUACUUCUGCAUGAUCUCUCUUUGCACCAUUGGGUUGGGGGAUCUCGUGCCGGCCGAGCAACCGGGUCAACCGUUGAGGCAACUCUACCAAGUAGCCGUAGCCGCGUAUCUGCUGCUGGGGUUGACGGGUGUCCUGCUGUUGGCGCAGACCUUCCAUCGGUUGGCCGAGCUCCACGGCAUCACCGGCAUCGCUGGCGGCAUCUCAGCACCGGAUGAAGCCGCCGAGUUAUUGGAGGGGACAAGGGAUGAGGAGAAACCAGCCGGGGGGGACCGAGGUGGGGGGGGAUCCAUCAAUGGGUAG
Molecule: messenger RNA, 666 nt
Organism: Haliaeetus leucocephalus (bald eagle)
Lineage: Eukaryota; Metazoa; Chordata; Aves; Accipitriformes; Accipitridae
Gene: KCNK6
Product: potassium channel, subfamily K, member 6
Exons: 3
Coding region: 1-666 (221 amino acids)
Biological process (GO): potassium ion transmembrane transport; stabilization of membrane potential
Cellular component (GO): membrane
Molecular function (GO): potassium ion leak channel activity
Source: RefSeq, a predicted model, not a curated record